Pieris macdunnoughi is the source of this 1251-nucleotide messenger RNA. NCBI's taxonomy places the organism in Eukaryota, Metazoa, Arthropoda, Insecta, Lepidoptera, Pieridae. The record is from the annotation of a GenBank genome assembly.
AUGUCCUCGAAAUCGAUUGAAACCCGUUACUACGAGGGCUGCGGCCGCAUUGGCCCCAUACGGUGCAUAUUUUUGAGUGAAUUUCAUCCUGUGGCUGGUCCAAAAAUUGUUUGCCAGUUCCCAGAAGACAAUGUAUCAAAAGAUGUAUUUCAUUCCAUCAGUGCAUAUAUUAUUCCAAAACCACAAUUUAUAUUAAAGUGCACUAUGACAAUAAAUUCUCUUGGGCACAAGAUCAUUGGUUAUCCGAUCAGAAUAGAAAACACUAGGUAUGAGCGCAAUAUGUACAUCUUCAAUCUGUGCUUUGUGUGCGACAGCUGGUCUAAAACGGUUCAGUAUGAGCCAGUCGUUAAGAAACUUGGUGAAUACCUGGUUUUGAUGGAGGAAGAGACGGGAUUCGUGUCAAAAGGGUCGAGCAGACUUCCCACGCUGCUUGCUCACCUGUUCCACGAUCUCAAUACGUAUCACAGGGCGACCCUCGCGGAGGGUGACACUGCGGUGCGCCUGCUGGUGGGUCAGCCGCGCGCUUCUCCCCCACCGGUGCAUGACCACGACGUGCCCGUGCCCGUGCUCCGAGUCGCACCACCUUCGCCGCCGCCGACGCCCACGUCCAGCGACGAGCCGCACCUGGAUCCGGACGCCGACUGGGACCUCACGACCGCCCAGCUGCUGCCUCACAUCGACGGCUACAAUCACGUGUCUAAGAUCGCGGCCGAUGCCGACGUCGAGAAGACGCUGGUCAAGUCCUGCAUACGGAACCUCCUCUACUAUGACGUAGUGAGGUUGGUGCCGGUUCUCAAGUUCAGCAACACGUACCGGGCGACGCCUGCCCUUUCGCGCUUCUUCCGGGAUCCCGAGCUGCAGGCCGCCUGUCUGGCCUACGCCGCCCCUUCCGCGCGCCGACAGACGGCUCUACGGGACGUCGGACGAAUGCUGUGUUCGCUGCAGCAAGGCAGCCCUCUGCGCGGCGUUUGUGAGCGCUGGGCGGUCGUCGCGCCUGACGUCGACGUGCGACGUCUCGUCGUCUUCGCGCAGCUGCACGGGCUCAUACGUUGCAUCAAGAGGUAUCCGUUGUGGAGAGGUUCGGAGGGACCGGGGGCUCCGGGCGGUCCAGGAGGUUCGCCCACCGACCUCCGGCGCUUAUUUACUGGCGCUCUCUGUGAGGACGAAAUUUGCUGCCGCGCGAGACUCGACCUGGUCUCGCUGCGGAGGAUCGUAGACGAAGACCCCGACGUGGCCGUCGUGUGGCGGUAG